Cuscuta campestris is the source of this 1609-nucleotide messenger RNA. The record is from the annotation of a GenBank genome assembly. Lineage: Eukaryota; Viridiplantae; Streptophyta; Magnoliopsida; Solanales; Convolvulaceae.
CGGAGAUUUUUCAAAAAUCUGACCGUUGCAGAGACGUUGGAGAGCAGUUAAUGCCUUGUUUGACCAUCCAAACGGAUCAAUACACCUCCUCCACUAUAUAUUGGUGAUAUCUACUUCAUUUUUACUCAUUCCAAUCAUCUCUUCUCCAUAUAUUCAUCAUAAUUCAUCAUUCUUGCUCCUAUUCUUCAUUUUUCUCUUCAAAAAUCUCUGCAAUCUCUCUCUCCUCUCUUGUUGCAAUGGCAGGCGGUCAAAGAAAGCGUUCCCGCACUGGCAAGAACGUUGCUUCUUCUUCGGCUCCUCCACCAUCAACGCACAAAUACCUUGACGGGUCGUUUCUUUGGUUCAACGACCGCGAAGAGGCUACAAGGUUCUCGGAGAAGUUUGAGCAUCGGGAAAUUCUCCCUCCCCGAUUCUCCACCGCCCGCUUCAUUCAUGACUCCAUCCCACGUGAGGCACGGGUUAUCCUUGAACAAGGAAACUUCCUCGAUCUCCUCUACAUCAAGAAGGUCAAUUAUCAACCUUUUCUUGUUCGAGCUUUCUAUUCGAACUUGAAAAAGGAUGAGGACGGAUCGUUGAUUUCAAACGUCAACGGGGUGGACAUUUAUUUGAAUGAAGAGAACAUUCAAAUCCUCACCGGGCUUCGUCGGGACGGACAGGAUCUCGGGCUCUACACCGGAGAAGAGGGGGCGCGGUUCAAUGAGACCGCUCUCUUGGAGGAAGUGGGCAUCCGUCACUUCGUACCCACUCCCCAACAGCGGCGCCCUACGAUUUCUUCCAUGAGUCCCGUGUAUCGUUUCAUCUUCUAUGUGUUGACACGGAUCCUCAAGCCCAGGAAGUUCAACCACACCAAUCUCUCCCAAGAAGACACGAAGACGAUCCAUGCGAUGAUUCACAACGCCAAUCUCAAUUGGUGUAAAUUUGUGAUGACUCACAUGUUCACGGCCACCUCCGACAAUCGGCCGCUCCCCUAUGCCCUCCUUGUCAUGGCAAUUCUUGAAGAAUACAACAUCAAAACCGAUGUUGGGCCAAAGGUAAAGGGGACAAAGCACUGGGAGAUUGAUGAGUCUUCUUUCCACUCGGGCACCGACGAGACUCCGUUUCGACAGCCUCGUCCACGCCGCCAACCGAGAGCCACUGCCUCAGCCGCCGCCACAUCGACCAAUCCUUCUCUCGCCGAGCAAAUGGCAGCCUUAACCGCCACUCUCUCUCGGAUUGACACCAACGUCUCCAAAACGGCGCACAACGUCAAUACCUUGAGCCGUGAACUUCACGGGUAUUUUGACAUUGUCAAUUACCCGUACGCUCAAAUGGUCCCUUACGUUCCUCCACCAAAUUUCGGAGGUGAACAAAGUGGGACUCAAAACGUUAGAAGAGAAGACGAGGUGGACGAUGAUGAUGAUGAUGAUGAUGAUGAUGGCGAUGGUGAUGAAGAAGAAGAAGAAGAAGAAGAAGAAGACAUUGACGAAGAACAACUUCUCAAUGAUCUUUCCCCGGAUUUCUAGAGCUCUAUCUCUACUUUCUUCUCUUCCUUAUUUUAUAAUCUUUUAAUAUGCUUUCGCUAUGUACUCCGCUUUUUCCCUUAAUUAAUUAAUAAAAAUCUUUAUGAUUU